Molecule: messenger RNA, 2037 nt
Organism: Brachypodium distachyon (stiff brome)
Lineage: Eukaryota; Viridiplantae; Streptophyta; Magnoliopsida; Poales; Poaceae
Product: protein DETOXIFICATION 52
Exons: 1
Coding region: 169-1884 (571 amino acids)
Biological process (GO): xenobiotic detoxification by transmembrane export across the plasma membrane
Cellular component (GO): membrane
Molecular function (GO): xenobiotic transmembrane transporter activity; antiporter activity
Source: RefSeq, a predicted model, not a curated record
CUGCCAUUCCGCACCCUGCAGCUCUGGCGCUCUGCACACGGUGUCCCUGCCCAAGUACACUCCACCAAAGCUUUUGAACUGUGCUCUGCCACUGCCACUAGUCUCGUGCCGCCGCCUAAACCUUCUUCUCCUCGAUCUCUGAGCUGCAGCACGCUCCCGGGCGGCCAGAUGUGCACCACCACGCCCGAACCCUCGGCGCCAGCGGUGGCGGUGGCCGGCCACCACGUCUACGUGAUGCUGGCCCAGUGCGCGACCGGCGCCGCCCAUAGCCGACGCCAGCUCAAGUGCCAAGAGCGUGACGUGCUCAUGGCCGGCGGCGAGACUGUCCGCGAGGCGGCGGCGCUAUGCCGGCUGGCGUGCCCGAUCGCGCUGACGGCGCUGCUGCUCUACUCCCGCACCGCCUUGUCCAUGCUCUUCCUCGGCUCCCUGGGCGACCUCCCACUAGCGGCGGGUUCGCUGGCCGUGGCCUUCGCCAACAUCACCGGCUACUCCGUGCUCUCGGGGCUCUCCCUCGGCAUGGACCCGCUCUGCUCCCAGGCGUUCGGCGCCAAGCAGCCCCGGCUCCUGGGCCUCACCCUGUGCCGCUGUAUCCUCUUCCUGCUCUGCUGCUCGCUGCCGCUCUCCGCGCUCUGGCUCAACAUGUCCAGGAUCCUCGUCUUCCUCGGCCAGGACCGCGAGAUCACGGCCCUGGCGCAGCGGUACCUUUUGUUUUCCCUCCCAGACCUCUUCACAUUCUCCCUCAUCCACCCGCUCCGCGUCUACCUGCGCUCGCAAGGGAUCACGCAGCCGCUCACGCUCGCCGCGGCCGCGGCCGUGCUGUUCCACGUCAUGGCCAAUUACGCGCUGGUCGAGCGGCUCGGGCUCGGCGCCCGGGGCGUGGCCGCGGCGGCAUCGGCAUCCAACUUCGUGCUCCUCGGCGUCCUGCUCGCGUAUGUCACCCGGCGCGACACAGCGUUGCGGGAGGCAUGGAGUGGCUCCAAGUUAGAAUGGCUCUCCGGAUGGGGGCCGCUGGCGCGGCUGGCGGCGCCCAGCUGCGUGUCGGUGUGCUUAGAGUGGUGGUGGUACGAGGUGAUGAUCCUGCUGUGCGGGCUCCUGCCUGACCCGAAGCCGGCUGUGGCGUCCAUGGGCGUGCUCAUGCAGACCACGGCGCUGGUCUACGUCUUCCCUUCGUCCCUGGGGCUCGGCGUGUCCACGCGCGUGGGGAACGAGCUGGGCGCGAACCGGCCGGCGGGCGCACGCGCCGCGGCGCGCGUGGCCGUGGCCGGCGCCGCGGCCAUGGGGCUCGCGGCCAUGGCGUUCGCGGCGGGGAUGCGCCACGCCUGGGGCCGGCUGUUCACCGCCGACGCCGACAUCCUCCGCCUCACCGCGGCCGCGCUGCCCGUGGUCGGGCUGUGCGAGCUCGGCAACUGCCCGCAGACCGUGGGAUGCGGCGUGCUCAGGGGAAGCGCGCGCCCUUCGCGCGCCGCGCGCGUCAACCUCGGCGCCUUCUACCUGGUCGGGAUGCCCGUCGCCGUCGCGCUCGCCUUCGGCUUCGGCGUGGGCUUCGUCGGGCUCUGGGUGGGCCUCCUCGCGGCCCAGGUGUGCUGCGCCGGCCUCAUGCUCUGCGUCGUGGGGUCCACCGACUGGGAGGCGCAGGCCCGGCGGGCGCAGAUGCUGACGUCUUCUUCCUCGACGGACGUGGCGAUGUGUGACGCGGAGAAGGGUGGGGUCCAGGCGUCGGCGGCAGAGGGAGCCAGGCCUGAGAAAGGGGAGCACGAGGAGGAUGGGACCGGGGAGGGGAGGCGCUACGAGCCGUUGAUCUCGAACGAGGAGGCCGAGCCCGGCACGGGACAGUGGACGUGCUUUGAGAUUAGCGGGAACCACGAUGCCAUUCAGCCAUUGUAAUUGCAUUAUUACCUCUGAUUAGUAGCUACUGUACCAUAAUAGUGCCCCUAAGUACGCUGAUGCACAUGUUCGAUUAUUUUCUAAUUGUCGCUUGCUCUGUUCCCUUAUCCUUUUCGAGAGGCAAUGAUUAUACUUCCUUUGUCUUGUAUUAAA